Molecule: messenger RNA, 1289 nt
Organism: Raphanus sativus (radish)
Lineage: Eukaryota; Viridiplantae; Streptophyta; Magnoliopsida; Brassicales; Brassicaceae
Product: thiamine thiazole synthase, chloroplastic
Exons: 3
Coding region: 54-1109 (351 amino acids)
Biological process (GO): thiamine biosynthetic process
Source: RefSeq, a predicted model, not a curated record
UAAUUUAAAGCCACCACCAUAAUCAUCACUGAAGCCUAAACAUACUCUCUCAAAUGGCGGCCGUUACUUCUACUCUCUCCCUCUCUUCCACCAAGUCUCAGAGACUCUUCGACUCCUCUUUCCAUGGCUCAUCCAUCUCCUCCUCGCCUGUCUCCGUCGGUCUCAAACCACGAUCUGUCUCCACCGUAUCCGUUCGCGCCACAGCUGGUUACGAUCUCAACGCCUUCACUUUCGCUCCGAUCAAGGAAUCGAUCGUGUCUCGCGAGAUGACGAGGAGGUACAUGACGGAUAUGAUCACUUACGCCGAGACUGAUGUUGUCGUCGUUGGCGCUGGCUCCGCUGGUUUAUCAUGCGCUUACGAGAUCAGCAAGAACCCUAACGUUCAGGUCGCAAUCAUCGAACAAUCUGUCAGUCCCGGCGGUGGCGCGUGGCUCGGUGGUCAGCUUUUCUCCGCCAUGAUAGUGCGCAAACCAGCUCACUUGUUCCUCGACGAGAUUGGUGUACCGUACGAUGAGCAAGACAACUAUGUCGUGAUCAAGCACGCUGCUCUCUUCACGUCCACCAUCAUGAGCAAGCUUUUGGCUCGUCCCAACGUCAAGCUCUUCAACGCCGUCGCCGCCGAGGAUCUGAUUGUGAAAGGAAACAGAGUAGGUGGUGUGGUGACUAACUGGGCUCUCGUCUCGAUGAACCACGACACACAGUCUUGCAUGGAUCCUAACGUCAUGGAGGCCAAGAUUGUUGUCAGCUCGUGUGGUCACGACGGUCCUUUUGGAGCCACCGGUGUGAAGAGGUUGAAGAGCAUUGGGUUGAUCGAUCAUGUUCCUGGGAUGAAAGCGCUUGACAUGAACACGGCUGAAGAUGCGAUUGUGAGAUUGACUCGAGAGGUUGUUCCCGGUAUGAUCGUGACCGGUAUGGAAGUUGCAGAGAUCGAUGGCGCACCAAGAAUGGGACCAACGUUCGGAGCUAUGAUGAUAUCAGGACAGAAGGCGGGACAUCUCGCUUUGAAAGCUUUGGGACAGCCUAAUGCUUUGGAUGGAACCUAUGUCGGAGACCUAAGCCCGGAGCUGGUGUUAGCCGUUGCUGAUUCAGUUGAAACCGUAGAUGCUUAAGGACAAGGCAUUUUAAAGUAAGAAAAAGUUCCUUGAUUCUUCUGAUGUGGAAGGAAUUGCAAUAAAGGAGGAGUUUUAGGUGUUUUAAAAUCUUAUUUAUGUUUUUUUAACUUUCUGGUGUCUUUGUUUCUUUUGUAAUGAAAAUGUUUAUUUGGUAUCAAAUUGCGUUAAUUAUGUUCA